AUGAAUAACCAAUUCAAUAUAGCAUUUCCUAGGUCUUAUAUAGACCAUAUUGAAUAUUUAAAUCUUAUUGAAAGCCUAAAUAGAAAAAUAGAUAUUGGAAUAUGCAAACUAAUGAACAAAUUUUAUAACUAUAAAAAUAUCCCACUUAACAAUUUUAUUGAUAAUGGGUUUCAAACUUUAAAAGAACAAUAUUAUUGGAUUGAGUUAUAUGUAGAAAGUACUAGCGAAGUUAUAUCUCCAAUGUACUUGUCAGAUGAAGAGAUUAUUAAUAGAGUAAAUAUAGCAAAAAUUAUUGAAAAAAAUUCCAAUUUAAUGAUGCAAAGUACUGUGCAAAUGAUGGCUAAGAAAAAGAAUCUGAAGUAA
This is a messenger RNA of Cryptosporidium muris RN66, 363 nucleotides long. RefSeq lists its product as uncharacterized. NCBI's taxonomy places the organism in Eukaryota, Apicomplexa, Conoidasida, Eucoccidiorida, Cryptosporidiidae. The transcript has a single exon. Bases 1 to 363 code for a protein of 120 amino acids. The record is from RefSeq and is a predicted model, not a curated record.